CAUGGAGUAUUUCGCUGCGUAUCCACCGAUCGCAAAAUCAUUACGGACGGACAGAUCGUCGUUAAUAUGGUGUUGCGUCCACCUGCAUAAUAUUUCUCGCACCUGUAGCCCGCAGCCGGGAUUUCGAUGUGCUUUUGCAACCGAGAAGGAUUAUAUUGCAGUGUUUAUAUUAACACUGUCUCAACGAUUUGAGAAUGCUACAAAAGAUUCUCGUAGUGGCGGUGUUGGUGUUGUGCAUUUCCGCCCCCAGCGUGAAUGCCCUCAGUGCUCUCCAUCCUGACUUCCUAGGGACAAUUGUGGGCUCUAUUACCAUACCAGGGAUCACUACGGGGAAUGUCAACUUUUCCGAUCCAACACAACUUGCCAAGUUCCUUCUGGAUCUUUUACCCGGCAAAAGCCUGGAAGUCUCUUACCCUUGUUAUAAUGACACAAUGACAUGGUUUCUCGAUCUUAUGCAAGGAAAGAUGUACGCCAUAGAAAUGUUGGAUGCCUUUGCCAAAAUUCCAGCAGGGAUAUCCAAAGGUCACAUAUUGUGGAUGGGCGCUUACGACAUGUGUGUCGCAGCGCGGCGCAACGUAACAUAUAUCACCAAAGAAGGAAAAGAGUCCUUUGAUUUAGUACCGGCGGCAAAAUACUGUGUGGUCCGGUUAAACAGUACUCUACUAAGUCAGCUGCCGUCGCUUUUGGCGUUCGCCACGUGUCUGCCGGCCUCAUGCUCAGCAAAAGAUGCUGAUGAAUUACUUAUAAGUCUAAUACAUAUUCUGAACUUAGCCAGCGGAGUAACUGCAGGAAAGGGAACAGCGUGCAGCGACGAAAAAAUUCCCGCGCAAGGUGGAACUACCACAACAUUGAUUAUCAUAGGAAUUAUUGUCCUCGCCUGCAUCUGGUGUACGAUAAUACAUUUUUUCUUCCGCUUAUUUGAUAAACGCUGGUGGAACAUCGAAGAGAUGAACGAAGCAGCCAAAGUUACGUAUGUGUCCAAGAAGCGAAAAAUAGAAGACGAGCUAGACAACAAAGGAUUUGUGCGGGAAGAGCAACCGGACAUCGACAUUGCACUAGAAAACGAAACAUCCUUCGAUCAAACAAACCCUGCACCACAGGAUUCUGCUAAAAUCAAAACCGAAGAAAAAAAGACCUGGAAGAACAAGUAUCCAAUCUAUAUGAAAUUGGUCCUGUGCUUCUCCAUAGUACACAAUGUUAACAAAAUUUUCGCACCGGCCGCACCCGGUCAGCUGAAGUAUCUCGAUGGUAUGCGCGUCAUCAGUAUGUGGUGGGUGAUGUUGGGGCAUAUUUACCAUCUCGGGCAGAGCUUUUUCAAUAACCAAUAUGAAAUUGUGGAUAGCCUUAAAGGAGUUUUGCAACAGAUUCCUUUAAAUGCAUCAUUUGGCAUCGAUACGUUCUUUUUCCUCAGUGGAUUACUUAUUGCAUACACUUUGCUCAAGGAAGUAGAACGUACAAAGAGUUGCUUGCCGCUGGCAUUUUCCUAUCCCAAAAGAAUCUGGAGGUUGACUCCGUUGUACAUGGUUGUGCUGUUGGUUUACCUGUAUAUCGUUCCCUACGUUGUCGGUGGUCCAUACUCGCUUAUUGUGAAGCAAGAAGGAUCGCCAACUGAAUUCUGUAAAAAGUACUGGUGGACAAAUCUUCUCUACAUUAACAACAUCAUUCCCCUCAACAAAAACGAAAUGUGCAUGUCGUGGACCUGGUUUUUAAGCGCGGAUAUGCAACUGUUCAUAAUUACACCCAUAAUUCUCGCCAUCGUAGUCAAGUUACCGAAACUGGGAACGGCCAUAAUGGCUGCGCUGAUAGUUGCAUGCGUGGCUACGAUUAGUUCUCUCGUUUCCUUAUACGGUCUACCUUUGACCGCUUUACAACUUCAUGACCCACUCCCAUCGGCAUACAAAUACGACGAAACUUUUGAAUACUUCUACGACAAGCCAUAUGCCGGUGGCAUCGCAUUUUUUAUGGGAGCCAUGAUGGCGGUGUAUAUGGUGCGCUUCCGUGGAAAGAACGCCGGCUGGUAUCUGCCUGUUUUCAUUUGCGGGUGGGUUCUCUCCAUAAUCGCCGGAGUAUGUUGUGUCAUGGGAUUGUACAUGGGGGGUCUGGAGACCAAAACGGACAUGACUCUGGGAGAGCGAACAGCCUACGCGGCGCUUACCAGACUUGCGUGGUCAUUGUCGAUCGCCUGGGUGGUUUACGCAUGUCAGUACGACUAUGGAAUGGUGGUGCGCAGUUUCCUGUCGCUGCGGAUAUGGACCGUUCUCGGUCGCCUGACCUAUGCCGCGUUCCUCGUGCACUUUCUGAUUCUCCAGAUGUACUACACAAGCCUACGCACGAUGCUGGGCUACACUUGGUACCAGGUGGUUACGAUCUUCUGGUCUCAGGUGGUAUCCGUGUAUCUUGUGGCCUUUAUCGCGGCGCUCUUCGUGGAAAUGCCGCUCAGGAACAUCGAGAAGCUAUUCUGGUUCCGCAGAGUUUAAUGCUUUCACAAUCUGACCAACAUAGUCAAACGCUUGAUAAAUUAUUGUGAUUGUUAUGAAGUACAUGAUCUCGAAAUACUACAUUUCAUUGACUAAGCCUCGAAUAAAACACAAAAGCCGC
Paramacrobiotus metropolitanus is the source of this 2598-nucleotide messenger RNA. RefSeq names its product nose resistant to fluoxetine protein 6-like. The transcript has 10 exons. The record is from RefSeq and is a predicted model, not a curated record. Gene Ontology annotation, molecular function: acyltransferase activity, transferring groups other than amino-acyl groups. The coding region runs from base 195 to 2477 and encodes 760 amino acids. NCBI's taxonomy places the organism in Eukaryota, Metazoa, Tardigrada, Eutardigrada, Parachela, Macrobiotidae.